Juglans microcarpa x Juglans regia is the source of this 947-nucleotide messenger RNA. Its product is annotated as ethylene-responsive transcription factor WIN1-like. Gene Ontology annotation, molecular function: DNA-binding transcription factor activity; DNA binding. Bases 176 to 814 code for a protein of 212 amino acids. The record is from RefSeq and is a predicted model, not a curated record. Lineage: Eukaryota; Viridiplantae; Streptophyta; Magnoliopsida; Fagales; Juglandaceae. The transcript is spliced from 2 exons. Gene Ontology annotation, biological process: regulation of DNA-templated transcription.
UACAGACGAUAGAGCAAUAAGAGUACGAUACUCUGAAAGUUCGCCGACAAUAUUGUACGUGACGAUUUCGCUGAAAGUUUUAUAACUCCCAUCUUCCAGCCUUCCCCUUUAUCCUUCUCUGUUCCUUCUGUACUUUGCUGUUACUGCAUCUCUCAAUCUCUCUCUGAACAACAACAUGGUGCAAUCAAAGAAGUUCAGAGGCGUCAGGCAGCGUCACUGGGGCUCCUGGGUAUCGGAAAUACGCCACCCAUUACUGAAGAGAAGGGUGUGGCUAGGCACAUUUGAGACAGCCGAAGAGGCAGCCCGAGCGUACGACCAAGCUGCCAUUUUGAUGAGUGGCCGCAAUGCCAAAACCAACUUCCCAACAACUCAAACUUCGACAGGAGACCCAAAGACUAGCGAGGAUUCCCCAUCUUCAUCGCCAAAGGAUUUAUCAGAAAUUCUUCAUGCAAAGCUUAGAAAAUGCAGCAAGGCACCGUCCCCAUAUAUGACUUGUUUGAGGCUUGACACUGAGAGUUCCCGUAUAGGUGUUUGGCAAAAACGUGCUGGGCAACACUCUGAUUCGAAUUGGAUCGUAACCGUUCCGCUUGGAAAGAAAAAUAUUGGCGAUGAUGUUCAAACUAGUUCAUCGUUGCCCAAUUUGUCUUCUGAAUCUCCGACAUUAAUGGAAGGGCCGAAACUGCGAGUAGAGAUGGAUGAAGAGGAGAGAGUUGCACUGCAAAUGAUAGAGGAGCUUCUUAACAGGAAUAUUCCCAGCCCUUCAUCCUUCGGUAAUCAAGAAUUAGAAGAAGAAGAGGGAAGUUUUUACCCCUAGUCUUGUUGCUUGUGUUCAUGUUAUAUUAAUAUAUACAUAAAUAUAUAUAUAUAUAUAUAUGGCAGUAAAAGAAGAUCAAUAUUCAUGUCAAGGUGUUGUAAAUAGCUAAUUAAUUUCUUUAUUAUAUAUCAAA